AUGUUAAACUUGUCACAAGGCGGAGGUAACAUUUUUGGACUUGGAGGCAUUGGAGAUGACGGUGAUGGGAAGACGGUGCCCUCCAAGUUGGGGUCCAGGUGUGAGGAGCAAGAAGGACAUAUUGAAGUCUGUAUUCUGGUCCAAAGUGUUCACUCUCCCUCCACCGGCUCAUCUUUUCCCGGAGAUGUAAGUCCCUCAGAAACAGCACCAUCUUUCUCCUCCUCGCUCCCUCGCUCCUCAGUCAAAUCCCGCGAGAUUUGGAGUCUCCGUCCCUCCUCCCUCCUCCGGAGCAGCGCGGCCGCCGCUGCGCUCCCCGGGGGGGCUGGGACCAGCUCAGAGACGGCACCGUCCGCCUCCUCCGUCUCGCUGUCUCCUUCGUCGGUCCAAAGUGGCGAGUUUCCGAGCCUGGUCGUGCCAGCGCGCAGCCGCAGUCCGUCCCGCCGCCACUGCCGGUCCACGGCCGCCGCCGCGGCGCGGGAGCAGCCCACGAACACGGCCGUCUCAGACACGCUCAUCCCCAGCCGCCUGGCCACCACCACCUGGCCCUUGUCGAAGUCGCUCAGCUCCUCACACUCAGACAUGACAUCCAGCGGAGCAUCCGUGGACCCGCUCCCUUCAGUAACCGUGUGCUCGCCCGCAGCAGCGCUGCGUGUAGCGUGGCUCCGUCACACUAUCAAUAACCAAUCAAAGGGUCACGGGGUCUGCUGGAGCCUAUCCCAGCUCAUUACAGGUUAAUACUGGGUGUAUCCCAACCAAGGCAGUGCAGAGGAUGCUAUCACUGCAGCACGGACACUGGAGAGACCUGCAUCUCUGCCAACCCAUCAAACAUACCUCGUAAAGUGUGGUGGAGCUCCUCCAGGAACAAGCCUGUGUGGUUCGGAGCUGACAUCAACAGGGGGACACAAGUUAGCGGCCACUUUUCGAUGAUUUGUGAGAUGGGAAGAGACAGAUGCGCUGUGGACAUUAUGUAGCUGAAAGUAAAAUAAAGUGUGAGUCAUUACUGCACCCUGUUUUUGUUUCUAGUUCACCUAUGGCCACAAAGAUCAGCCAGUGAACUCUGCAACAGUGCAGAUGACCUUCUUCCGGCUGCUCUCUGAAGAGGCAAGAUCAUAAUCACUGGCUGUACCGACAUGACCAUGAGUUCCCUGCAGCCCUGACCUGACGAGAGGUAUUGUGUGGAGAAUCCUGAAAGGAUGUUUAUUCAACAUGACAUGGAUA
Messenger RNA from Cololabis saira (Pacific saury), 1218 nucleotides. RefSeq lists its product as uncharacterized. Bases 1 to 735 code for a protein of 244 amino acids. The transcript has 4 exons. NCBI's taxonomy places the organism in Eukaryota, Metazoa, Chordata, Actinopteri, Beloniformes, Belonidae. The record is from RefSeq and is a predicted model, not a curated record.